Orbilia oligospora ATCC 24927 is the source of this 1266-nucleotide messenger RNA. RefSeq lists its product as uncharacterized. Gene Ontology annotation, biological process: cell wall modification. The transcript is spliced from 2 exons. Gene Ontology annotation, molecular function: pectinesterase activity. The record is from RefSeq and is a predicted model, not a curated record. The coding region runs from base 1 to 1266 and encodes 421 amino acids. NCBI's taxonomy places the organism in Eukaryota, Fungi, Ascomycota, Orbiliomycetes, Orbiliales, Orbiliaceae.
AUGCUGUCCAAGGCGUACCUGAGCAGCCUUUGUCUGCUUCUUGCCGUUCCAUUCUCUCGGACUUUACCUGUAGAGACUCGGACAACUUUACCUGCCGGCUGCUAUGGAAAGCGCACGGGUAUUCAUUUCACGACAUAUUCUGCAUGUCAAAUCCCGUCUACCGACCCAAUGGCACACUGUCCACAAAGUGCCGUCCUUGUCGACCCUUCCAUGACCCAUAUCUCGAAUGAUUACCCUACCUAUCCGACAAUCCAACAGGCAAUCGAUUCGAUCCCGAAUAAUAACCGCCGAUAUACAAUCUUGGUUAUGGCGGGGACUUAUCGCGAGCAACUUAAUGUGACUCGUGCGGCUCCUCUUUCGAUUAUAGGGCAGACAUACGAUCCUUUGGACCAUUCUAAGAAUCUCGUUACGGUUAUUGGUGGUACAGCGAAUUAUAAUAGCCGCUAUACCGAUAAUGCAUUCACGAGCACCUUGACCGUGGCUCCUAAUCUCAAUGCUAGUUUGACGGGCUCAGGUCCUACUGGAUUUGCUGUUCCGGAGGGUACACCGUUCGGAAAUAUAGACUUUAGGGUUUAUAACAUUGACUUUCGUAACACUGAGUUCGACAUCUCUAAUGGGCCGGCAUUGGCUAUCAGUGUGAGCAGGGCGAAUGCUGGUUUGUACUACUGUGGAUUUUACAGCUACCAGGAUACUGUCUACAUUGGAAAACUAGGAAACGCUUAUUUCUUCCAAAACGAGAUCGCUGGCCAAACUGACUUCCUCUACGGCUUCGGUACCGCCUACAUCAGCAACUCAAAGCUCCUUAUGCGCAGCUGCGGUGGCGGUGUCACAGCCUGGAAGGGUACAAACACUACUUUUGAAAACAAAUACGGUGUUUAUAUCGCUUCUUCAGAUCUCGUUGCCGCAAAUUCGACUAUUGCCGCCACAAUGAAAGGAAAAUGCGCCCUCGGAAGGCCAUGGAAUAAUUUACACCGUAGUAUCUUUAUGGAUACUUACAUGGAUGCCAGUAUCAAACCUGUUGGGUAUAUCACUUGGAGCUCUAUUCCAAUCCCUCCAGCUUUGUUGGGAGAGUAUGGAACCUACGGACCAGGUUGGGAUCCAGUUGGAAGGAAUACGACCCAGAAUCAGGCGGGAGUUCCGACUGUUAUGACGACUCAGUUGACGGAUGCUCAGGUGAAGAAGUUUAGGAAGCCGGAGGAUGUGUUUAUUACGGAGCAGGGAAAGAAGAAUAUCGAUUGGAUCGAUGAGCAGUUCUAUGCUUGGUAG